This is a messenger RNA of Uncinocarpus reesii 1704, 1215 nucleotides long. RefSeq names its product endochitinase 1. The coding region runs from base 1 to 1215 and encodes 404 amino acids. The transcript is spliced from 6 exons. Gene Ontology annotation, molecular function: chitinase activity; chitin binding. Lineage: Eukaryota; Fungi; Ascomycota; Eurotiomycetes; Onygenales; Onygenaceae. Gene Ontology annotation, cellular component: extracellular region. The record is from RefSeq and is a predicted model, not a curated record. Gene Ontology annotation, biological process: carbohydrate metabolic process; chitin catabolic process.
AUGGCUGGCACUACCACCGAUGUUGAGGCUCGGGCGGCGAGUGGUCUUCGAUCUGUCGUAUACUUUGUCAAUUGGGCAAUCUAUGGACGCAGUCACAAUCCACAGGAUUUGAAGAUUGAUCAGUUCACUCAUAUCUUAUACGCCUUUGCCAACAUUCGACCCUCGGGAGAAGUGUAUCUAUCUGACCCAUGGGCCGACACUGACAAGCACUACCCGGGCGACAGGUGGGACGAACCGGGCAAGAAUGUGUACGGCUGUGUCAAGCAAAUGUUCUUGCUCAAGAAGAAGAACCGAAAUUUGAAGACCUUGCUGUCCAUUGGGGGAUGGACUUAUUCAAAAAAUUUCAAAGCUCCGGCGAGCACGGAGGCGGGGAGGAAAAUGUUUGCAGAUUCCUCGCUGAAGUUGAUGAAGGAUUUGGGAUUUGAUGGUAUUGAUAUUGACUGGGAGUAUCCUGAGGAUGAGAACCAAGCAAAUGACCUCGUGCUCUUGCUUAAAGCCUGCAGAGAGGCUCUUGAUGCGUAUUCCGCAAAGCACCCGGAAGGCAAGAAGUUCUCUCUCACUGUUGCCUCGCCAGCAGGUCCCCAGAAUUACAACAAGAUGAAGCUGGCAGACAUGAACAAGUACCUUGAUUUCUGGAACCUCAUGGCCUACGAUUUCAGCGGUAGCUGGAACAAAGUAGCGGGCCAUAUGUCGAACGUCUUCCCUUCGACCACCAAGCCGGAAACCACGCCAUUCAGCGGCGACAAGGCUGUCAAGGACUACAUCAAAGCCGGUGUUCCAGCGAAUAAGAUCGUCCUCGGAAUGCCCCUUUAUGGGAGAGCUUUCGCAGAGACGGAUGGAAUCGGCGCUGCCUUUAGCGGUGUCGGCGGUGGCUCUUGGGAGAACGGAGUCUGGGACUACAAAGCCAUGCCACAGCCGGGUGCUCAGGUCACCGAGUUGGACGAUAUCGCCGCCUCGUACUCUUACGAUAAGGGCAAGCGGUACCUGAUCAGCUACGACACGCCCAAGAUAGCGGGUCAGAAGGCCGAGUAUGUCACGAAGAAUGGCCUUGGAGGUGGGAUGUGGUGGGAAAGCAGCAGCGACAAGACGGGCUCUGACAGCCUUGUUGGAACCGUUGUUGGGAAAUUCGGUGGCUUGGGAAGCCUUGAGAAGCGAGAGAACGAGAUCAACUACCCAGAGUCGAUCUACGACAAUCUGAAGAAUGGAAUGAAAUAG